Molecule: messenger RNA, 543 nt
Organism: Trichomonas vaginalis G3
Lineage: Eukaryota; Parabasalia; Trichomonadida; Trichomonadidae
Product: protein tyrosine phosphatase protein
Exons: 1
Coding region: 1-543 (180 amino acids)
Molecular function (GO): phosphatase activity
Source: RefSeq, a predicted model, not a curated record
AUGAAGAAACAAAUACUUCCACAGGAAGAUGCUGAAUUCCAAUCACAAUUUUUGGAACCUCCGGACUUCUUUGGAAUAGUUACAGACAAAAUUUUUCGAUGCGGUGCACUCUCUCCAACUCAUUUUUCAUUUUUAGAUCUUUACAGCUUCAAAACAGUUCUUUUCUUGGGUGACGACUCACCACAUCCAAGAAUUACAGAGUAUUUCAACAACAGGGAAAUAUCUUAUAUUCGAAUUCCAACACGUUCAAAUACAAAUCGAAUUUUAUGGAGAACUCAAUUGGAUGAACUCGUAAAAAUGACAUUGCAAUAUAUAUUAGAUAAUGAUAAUCUACCUGUUUUAAUAUCAUCUCCAUCAGAACUCUUAGUUUGUACAGUUAUUGGUUGUCUGAGGAGACUACAAAAAUGGAAUGUUAGUAGCAUACUUGAUGAGUUCAGAAGAUUUAGUUCUGAAAUACCACAAACACAAAAUAUUAACUACGUUGAACUUUUUGACUUCGAUCUGAUUGAAAUACCAGAAAAUAGCUUCCUUAAUGGAGCAUAA